This is a messenger RNA of Exophiala spinifera, 1638 nucleotides long. RefSeq lists its product as uncharacterized. NCBI's taxonomy places the organism in Eukaryota, Fungi, Ascomycota, Eurotiomycetes, Chaetothyriales, Herpotrichiellaceae. The coding region runs from base 1 to 1638 and encodes 545 amino acids. The transcript is spliced from 2 exons. The record is from RefSeq and is a predicted model, not a curated record.
AUGGGAGACGCCGGCGAAUUUUCCACAGCACAGUCGAAUGACAAUCUCGACUAUGAUGUUCUCAUCAUUGGCGCCGGACUCAGCGGCAUCUACUCAACUUAUAAAAUGAGGCAAUAUGGCCUCCGGGCAAGAGUACUCGAGGCGGGCAGCGGAGUCGGGGGCACUUGGUUCUGGAAUCGUUACCCGGGCGCAAGAUUUGACUCUGAAAGUUGGUCGUACAACUUCUCAUUCUCGCAAGAGGUUCUGGACGAAUGGAGCUGGACCGAACACUUUGCGCCCGCGUCAGAGACGCUGAAAUACUGCCAGUUCCUCGCGACCAAGUUCGACCUCGAGCGCGAUAUGCAAUUCAACACCCGCGUCAAGUCCGCCCGUUUCCAGGAGGCAUCCCGCUCCUGGCUGCUCACAGACACCGAAGGCAAAGAGUAUACCUCGCGCUUCCUCAUCACUGCCAUGGGGCUCCUGAAUGAGCCCACGUACCCCGAGAUCCCCGGCGUCAAGGAUUUCAAGGGAGUCUCGAUGCACACGGCGCGGUGGCCGGACAAUGUCUCGCUGGAAGGCAAGCGCGUGGGCAUCAUCGGCACCGGCGCCACAGGGAUCCAAACGAUCCAAGAAAUCGUCAAGACCGUGGGCCAUCUCACUGUGUUUCAACGGACCCCGAACUGGUCGGCGCCUCUCCACAAUGCAAAGAUCAGCCCGGAGGAGAUGGACCGGAUCAGGAGUCGGUACCCCGAGAUCUUCCGACUGUGCAACGAGUCGUACUCGUGCUUCGUGCACGCCGCGGACAACAGACGGACGUUCGACGUGCCAGAAACGGAGCGACUGCAGUUCUGGGAGGAUCUGUACGCACAGCCCGGGUUCAAGAAGUGGCUGAGCAACUUUGGCGACAUCAACACUGAUCGCGCGGCCAAUGCGGCCUUUAGCGAUUUCAUCGCCAACAAGAUCCGACAACGCGUGCAUGACCCCGAGACGGCGGAGAAGCUGAUCCCCAAGAAUCACGGCUUCGGCACGCGCCGUGUGCCCCUCGAGACAUUCUACUUUGAGGCGUAUAACCGACCGAACGUGGAUCUGAUCGAUAUCCACGAGGAUCGCAUUGAGCGCAUCACCGAGACCGGGAUCAGGUUGACGAGUGGGCACCAAGUCGAGCUGGACGUUCUCAUCUACGCGACGGGCUUCGACGCCGUUACUGGCGCCUUUACCGCCGUCGACUUCCGCGGCACGCACGGCGAGUCGAUUGAGGAGGUCUGGUCCGAAGGGCCGCGGACACAGCUGGGCCUGUUCGUGCACGGGUUCCCGAACAUGAUGAUGAUCCUGGGCCCACAUCAGAUGUUCGGCAACAUCCCGCGCAGCAUCGAGUUCGCGGUCGACUGGGUCUCGGACUGUAUCAGGUACUGCGCCCAGAAUGGCAUCACGCGCGUCGAGGCCGUGCCCGAGAAGGUGGACGAGUGGACCGAGCACGUCCACAAGUGUGCUGAAGGCAUGCUGGCAAACGAGGUCGACUCGUGGAUGACGGGCAUCAACAAGAACCUCAAGCACAAGCAGAAGAGGAUCAUUGCGAGGUAUUGGGGCCCGGCGCCGGGCUAUCGGAAACAGGCUGCCGACGUGGCCAGCCGGAAGUAUAGUGAUUUGAGCUUGUCGUGA